Syzygium oleosum is the source of this 828-nucleotide messenger RNA. RefSeq lists its product as uncharacterized. The record is from RefSeq and is a predicted model, not a curated record. The coding region runs from base 1 to 828 and encodes 275 amino acids. The transcript has a single exon. NCBI's taxonomy places the organism in Eukaryota, Viridiplantae, Streptophyta, Magnoliopsida, Myrtales, Myrtaceae.
AUGCGGACGGCACUGCUUGCUGUCCGGGCAACGACGGUGCUGGCAGUUGCGACGGAGAACUCGGUACAGGAUAUCGGGGAGUCUCCGCUGGCAAAGGCAACACAGACGGCACUGCUUGCUGUCCCAGCAACGACGGUGCCGGCAGUUGUGAUGGAGAACUCGGUGCAGGAUAUGGGGGAGUCUCUGCCGGCAAAGGUGAUGCGGACGGCACUGCUUGCUGUCCCGACAAUGAUGGUGCCGACUGCCGGCAGUUGCAACGGAGAACUCGCUACAGGAGAUCGGGGAGUUUCCACUGGCAAAGGUGACGCGGACGGCACUGCUUGCUGUCCGGGCAACGAUGGUGCCAGCAGUUGUGACGGAGAACUCGGUACAGGAUAUGGGGGAGUCUUCGCCGGCAAAGGCGAUGUGGACGGCACUGCUUGCUGUCCCAGCAACGACGGUGCCUGCAGUUGUGAUGGAGAACUCGGUACAGUAUAUGGGGGAGUCUCUGCCGGCAAAGGCGACGCGGACGGCACUGCUUGCUGUCCCGGCAACGACGGUGCUGGAAGUUGCGACAGAGAACUCGGUACAGGAUAUGGGGGAGUCUCUGCGGGCAAAGGCGACGCAGACGGCCCUGCUUGCUGUUCCAUCAACGACGGUGCCGAUGGCUGUGACAUAGAACGCAGUACAGGAGAUGGGGGAGUCUCCGCCGGCAAAGGCCACUCGGACGGCCCUGCUUGCUGUUCCGGCAACGACUGUGCCGACGGUUGCAACAUAGAACUCGAUACAGGAGAUGGGGGAGUCUCUGCCGGCAAAGGCGAUGCGGAUGGAUCCGGGUCCGGUGGAUGA